Fusarium sp. VM40 is the source of this 1425-nucleotide messenger RNA. The record is from the annotation of a GenBank genome assembly. Lineage: Eukaryota; Fungi; Ascomycota; Sordariomycetes; Hypocreales; Nectriaceae.
AUGGCUUCCAACAACCCAUACGCAUUUCCACUAACACCAGAGAAAUACGCUCCAUCGCCAGUCCCCUCGCUAGCGGAAUGGAAACAGCUAUGGAGGGUCUGGGAUCUCGUCACUACGGAAAUGAUCCAACCUGAUGCAUUGAUGGAACAACCAAUUCCCCUACGAAACCCUUUGCUAUUCUAUCUCGGUCAUAUUCCGACAUUUGAAGAUAUUCACCUGACGCGAGCGACAGGUGCCGGACCUACUGAGCCAGCGUACUACCAUCAAAUAUUUGAGCGGGGCAUAGAUCCCGAUGUGGACGAUCCCUCCAAGUGUCAUGAUCAUAGCCAACUUCCAGAUGUCUUCCCGUCUCUCAAGGAAAUCCUUCAAUAUCGCCAGCGUGUAAAGGAACGUAUCGUGGCCCUUUACGAAACUGAAAGGCCUUACUCCGACCGAUGUGUCGGGCGUGCUCUCUGGAUAGGUUUUGAGCAUGAGGGCCUUCAUGUAGAAACAUUUCUCUUCAUGACCAUCCAAAGCCCCAACGUGCUCCCCCCUCCCAAACUACACAGGCCAGAUUUUCCCAAAUUAGCCAAAGAAGCCGCUUCGCGAAGGGUUAGUAAUCCGUGGUUUUCAAUACCAGAACAGAACUUCACGAUCGGGUAUCACGACCCUGAGAGUGACGAUGGACCAAACAGAUUCUUUGCGUGGGACAAUGAACGGGAGCCGUACGAUGUUCAGGUUCCACGGCUCGAGGCACAGGGUCGACCGGUCAGCAAUGGAGAGUACAUUAGAUACCUCGUUGAUGCAAACGACUCGCAGGUCCCUGCAACCUGGAACAAGAUUCGACCUGAAGGAGCCGACGAAGACUUCACUACUUUUGUGGCUCGACACAGCGUCAAGACGGUCUGGGGACCUGUUCCCCUGUCACAAGCCCUAGAUUGGCCCGUGAUGGCUUCUUUUGAUGAGGUUGAAAGAUAUACCCAAUGGGCUGGUGCACGUUUACCAACACUUCAUGAACUGCGAAGUAUUCAUGAGCAUGUUGAGCGUCGCCGUAAAGCUCCUGACAGCAAGGUUAACAAAGUUUUCCACACAGAUCCUUCAGCCAUAUUCGUUGAUCUAUCAGAGACAAACUCAAGCUUCCACAAUUUCCAUCCUAUGGGCGUCACACACCAAGCAUAUCUCUGCGGGCUAGGCGAUACUGGAGGUGCAGCUGAGUGGACUAAAACAUUGCUUGCGCCUCAACCUGGUUUCAAACCGAUGGACAUUUACCCGGGCUAUAGUGCCGACUUCAUGGAUGAUAAGCACGUAGCUGUGGUUGGAGGGAGUUGGGCAUUGCACCCACGCAUCGCCGGCCGAAAAAGCUUUUUGAACUGGUGGCAGAAGAAAUAUCCUUGGCCUUGGGUGACGUUUCGUCUGGUGCGAGAUGUCGAACAAAACCGCCCAUAG